This is a messenger RNA of Apus apus (common swift), 2109 nucleotides long. It is a transcript of the gene SCNN1B, whose product is annotated as sodium channel epithelial 1 subunit beta. Gene Ontology annotation, cellular component: membrane. Gene Ontology annotation, molecular function: ligand-gated sodium channel activity. Gene Ontology annotation, biological process: sodium ion transmembrane transport. NCBI's taxonomy places the organism in Eukaryota, Metazoa, Chordata, Aves, Apodiformes, Apodidae. The record is from RefSeq and is a predicted model, not a curated record.
GGGAAACUAGCAGCCUGUCUGGAAACAUUCUGGAAAUAAAGACCCAGGAUGAACCUGAGGAAGUACCUCAUCCGGGCGCUGCACCGCCUGCAGAAGGGCCCUGGCUACACCUACAAGGAGCUGCUGGUCUGGUACUGUGACAACACCAACACCCACGGCCCGAAGCGCAUCAUCAAAGAGGGGCCGAAGAAGAAACUGAUCUGGUUCUUCCUAACGCUGCUCUUCGCGUCGCUGGUCUUCUGGCAGUGGGGCAUCCUCAUCAACACCUACCUCUCCUAUAACGUCACCUCCUCUCUCUCCAUUGGCUUUAAGACCAUGAAGUUCCCAGCAGUCACAGUCUGCAACGCCAACCCCUUCAAAUACUCAGAGGUGAAGCAUCUGCUGAAAGAGCUGGACAGGCUGAUCGAAGCAGCACUGGAGAGGAUCCUGCAGCCCACGCCAGGGAACAGCAGUGAGAAGAGCUCAACCCCACCACUCGAUCUGGAGCUCUGGCACCAGAUACCCCUGGUCCUCAUUGAUGAGCACGACAAAGACAACCCCGUCAUCCUGGACAUCUUUGAGAGCAACCAGGCUGCUAACCAAACCUCCAUGGGCAAUCAGACCUCCAUGAGCAAUGAAACAGCUGGUGGAAACCAAACUGCUGUGGGCAACCAGACUUCCAUGGGCAAUGAAACAGCUGAUGGUAACCAAACUGCUGUGGGCAACCAGACCUCCAUGGGCAAUGAAACAGCCCCAGGCAACAUCAUGUCAGAAGAAAAGAAGUACAAGUUGGCAGUGAAGCUGUGCAGCCACCAGGGCUCCGACAACUGCACCUACAGGAACUUCACCAGCGCGGCGCAGGCGGUGACCGAGUGGUACAUCCUGCAGUCCACCAGCAUCCUCUCCAAAGUCCCUCUGCAGGAGAGGAUCAGGAUGGGCUACCAGGCUGAGGACAUGAUCCUGGCAUGUCUCUAUGGGGCUGAACCCUGCAACUACAAGAAUUUCACCCAAAUCUAUCACCCAGACCAUGGUAACUGCUACAUCUUUAACUGGGGCAUGGAUGAAGAGGCUUUGAAUUCUUCCAACCCCGGAGCUGAGUUUGGGCUGAAGUUAAUCCUGGACAUCAGCCAGCAAGACUACAUCCCUUACCUGUCCUCAGCUGCCGGGGCCCGGCUCAUGCUGCACCAGCAGAAGAGCUUCCCCUUCCUCAAGGAUCAGGGCAUCUACGCCAUGGCCGGGACAGAAACCUCCAUCGGAGUGCUGGUGGAUGAACUGGAGCGGAUGGGUUACCCAUACAGUGACUGCACCAUGAAUGGCUCCGACGUCCCCGUUAAAAACCUCUACAGCCAGUACAACACUUCCUAUUCCAUACAGGCUUGCCUGCGCUCCUGUUUCCAAAACCACAUGACUGAGACCUGUGGAUGUGGUCAUUACAUGUUUCCUUUACCUGAAGGGGUCAAUUACUGCAAUAAUGAAGACAACCCAGGCUGGGCCUAUUGCUACUCAUCACUGAGAUCCAGUAUAAGACACAGACAGAUUUGCAUUGAUUCCUGUAAGGAAACAUGCAAUGACACACAGUACAAGAUGACCAUCUCCAUGGCAGACUGGCCAUCAGAAGCUUCGGAGGACUGGAUUUUCCAUAUUCUGUCUUAUGAAAGGGAUAUGUCAGCAAAUGUGACUUUGGACAGAAACGGGAUCAUCAAGCUGAACAUUUACUUCCAGGAGUACAACUACCGCACCAUCUCAGAGUCUGCUGCCACCACAAUCGUUUGGCUGCUGUCAAGCCUGGGGGGCCAGUUUGGGUUCUGGAUGGGUGGCUCAGUGCUGUGCCUCAUCGAGUUUGGGGAAAUCAUCAUCGACUCGCUGUGGAUCACCAUCAUUAACGUCAUCAGCUGGUGCAAAGGCCUGAAGCAGAAGCGGGCGCAGGCGCGGUAUCCCGACGCACCCCCGACAGUGUCGGAGCUGGUGGAGGCUCACACCAACCUGGGCUUCCAGCACGAGGACACAGGGACCCUCCCCAGGGAGGAGGCGCUGCCCCCCGAGCCCGGCACCCCCCCGCCCAACUACGACUCCCUGCGUGUCCAGCCCCUCGACAUCCUCAGUCCCGACAGCGACGCAGACCCCGAGUGA